UUCCGUUUUGCCUGUGGUGUGGGAAAAUGAUGAAUGGGGGCUGUUCUGUCUGGGGAGGAGGGCUGCUGUCACUCUGGCGUGCCUGUAGCCUUAUUUAUUACACACCAAAGUAUAAAACCACCCAGCUGCUGCAGCUGUCAGCUCCAGCCCUGGCAUUUGCCCGAGGAGACCACGCUCCUGGAGCCCCGCCGUCUUCUCAAGGAGGUUCUGAGGCUCCGUCGAGAAUCAUGCUUGGAAGGCAGCUCAUCUGUUGGCACCUGCUGGCUUUGUUUUUCCUCCCAUUUUGCCUGUGUCAAGAUGAAUACAUGGAGGUGAGCGGAAGAGCUAAUAACGUGGUGGCGAGAAUAGUGCAAAGCCACCAGCAGACUGGUCGUAGCGGCUCCAGGAGGGAGAAAGUGAGAGAGCGGAGCUACCCUAAAACUGGGACUGUGGAUAAUAACACUUCUGCAGACCUAAAAUCCCUGAGGCCAGAUGAGCUACCGCACCCCGAGGUAGAUGACCUAGCCCAGAUCACCCCAUUCUGGGGCCAGUCACCACCAACUGGAGGACUGCCCCCAGACUGCAGCAAGUGUUGUCAUGGAGACUAUAACUUUCGAGGCUACCAAGGCCCCCCCGGCCCGCCAGGCCCUCCUGGCAUUCCAGGAAACCAUGGAAACAAUGGCAAUAAUGGAGCCACUGGCCAUGAAGGGGCCAAAGGUGAGAAAGGCGACAAAGGUGACCUGGGCCCUCGAGGGGAACGGGGCCAGCACGGUCCCAAAGGAGAAAAGGGCUACCCAGGGAUUCCUCCGGAACUUCAGAUUGCAUUCAUGGCUUCUCUGGCAACCCACUUCAGCAAUCAGAACAGUGGGAUUAUCUUCAGCAGUGUUGAAACCAACAUUGGAAACUUCUUUGAUGUCAUGACUGGUAGAUUCGGGGCCCCAGUAUCAGGUGUGUACUUCUUCACCUUCAGCAUGAUGAAGCACGAGGAUGUUGAGGAAGUAUAUGUGUACCUCAUGCAUAAUGGCAAUACAGUCUUCAGUAUGUACAGCUAUGAAACAAAGGGGAAAUCAGAUACAUCCAGCAACCAUGCUGUGCUAAAACUGGCCAAAGGGGAUGAAGUUUGGCUGCGAAUGGGCAAUGGCGCUCUCCAUGGGGACCACCAACGCUUUUCCACCUUUGCAGGCUUCCUGCUCUUUGAAACUAAGUAAAUAUGUGAAUAGAAUAGCUCCACUUUGGGGAAGGUGUGUAGCAGAGCUGGUAUUGUUAUGAUCUGAGGAAUAUUAAAGUUGACAGUCUUACAUGCUAUAUUUAAAAAAGUUGUUAUUGGUUACAUUGCUAGUCAUGCUGCAGGUACAUCAAUAAUGUGGGAUGACUCAGGGGCUCAGAAGAAUAAACCACAAAAUAGUCCUUCCAGAUGACAUUGACGAAUAAACUCGGCAUCUGUAUCACUCUUCUCUGGGCACCUAAAAGAGAAUUCUCCUCUGAUGCAUGUUGGAAAUAAUUGUUCCCAAGAGAUAAGUCAUUUGCAAAGAGUUGUGGCUGUUCUGUUAAGUUUACUACCAGUUUUCAGGAACACCUGAAGUUUGUAAUUCAUCAUUUUUUAUAACACUGCAGAGAACAGGGUGCAGUAAUCAUGAUGGGGCUGGUACAAGUAC
Carlito syrichta (Philippine tarsier) is the source of this 1634-nucleotide messenger RNA. It is a transcript of the gene C1QTNF3, whose product is annotated as C1q and TNF related 3. NCBI's taxonomy places the organism in Eukaryota, Metazoa, Chordata, Mammalia, Primates, Tarsiidae. The record is from RefSeq and is a predicted model, not a curated record. The transcript has 6 exons. The coding region runs from base 27 to 1187 and encodes 386 amino acids. Gene Ontology annotation, molecular function: protein binding.